This is a messenger RNA of Dicentrarchus labrax (European seabass), 1953 nucleotides long. Its product is annotated as olfactory receptor 6N1-like. The record is from RefSeq and is a predicted model, not a curated record. Gene Ontology annotation, molecular function: G protein-coupled receptor activity; olfactory receptor activity. Gene Ontology annotation, cellular component: membrane. The coding region runs from base 439 to 1386 and encodes 315 amino acids. Gene Ontology annotation, biological process: G protein-coupled receptor signaling pathway. The transcript has a single exon. NCBI's taxonomy places the organism in Eukaryota, Metazoa, Chordata, Actinopteri, Moronidae.
ACAAACUCUUAACUGUGUGCAACACUGAGGGAAUUGUACUCAGUGUGAUACAUGGGGCUCACAUGACUGCACGAGCCACCAGGGUGCCCCGAGAUCACUGACAUUUCUAAACUCUUUUGACUAAACUCUUUUUUUUUAUAUUUUUACUUUUUAAGACUAACAGAGAGCCAAAGUCAAAUUGUAACUGUUUGGAAGAAAGUCUGAUGAAAGAAAUGCUCAAUAGGACAAGACUGAGUUACAGGACUGAAACAGAGGCUCACUUGGGGAUGACGUUGUGACUUUUUCUCUCAAUGACACUCUGGCAUUUAAAGAGGGGAACAAACUCUUAACUGUGUGCAACACUGAGGGAAUUGCACAUAUACAGUGAACACUUUAAAAGCAAUGCACCCUGUUCUCUAAAUACUGUUUGACAGCCUUGUGUUUCUUUUUUACUACAAAAUGAGUAAUAUAUCUAGUAUAGUUGUAUUUUCACUGUCUGGCUUCAGUGCAACAGUCAACUACAGAGUCACUCUUUUCUCUCUCACUUUACUAUGUUAUUGUUUAAUUGUGGUGGUAAAUGUGUCUCUUAUUUUAACCAUAAUACUGGAUCAAAACUUACAUGAACCCAUGUACAUGUUUUUGUGUUCUUUGUGCAUCAAUGGACUUUAUGGGACUGCAGGCUUUUACCCCAAAUUUGUUUCUGAUCUUCUGUCUGAUACUCAUGUCAUAUCAUAUGCAGGAUGCCUUUUGCAAGUCUUUGUUAUAUACUCCAAUGCAAAAACUGACUACUCUAUUUUAGUGCUAAUGGCAUAUGACAGAUAUGUGGCUAUAUGUCGACCCCUGGAGUAUCACUCUGUGAUGUCUGUGCGAAGGACUGCUGUGUUACUCAGUUUGUCCUGGCUCUUACCUCUGUGCAUUGAGGCUUCGGUUAUAGGUCUAACAUCUACGCUAAAAUUAUGUGGCUCCCACAUACAGAAACUGUAUUGUGAGAACUGGUCAAUUGUUAAACUUGCUUGUGGUUCGACAAAAGUAAACGACAUUGUCGGACUGAUUAUUAUCACUUUUUAUUUAUUUCAUGCUCUCUUCAUUGGAUGUUCAUAUGUUUGGCUCGUAAAGUCAGCUUUAAAGUCUAGAGAAGGUAGAAAAAAGUUUACACAGACAUGUGUGCCACAUUUAUUAUGUCUUCUCAAUGUCACAGCUGCUUUGCUUUUUGACACCAUGUACUCAAGGUAUGGAUCAGCAUCUAUGCCACAGACUCUAAGGAACUUCAUGGCCAUACAGUUUCUCAUAAUUCCACCGUUUCUCAACCCUAUAAUUUAUGGACUGAUUCUGACUAAAAUUAGAAACAGAAUGAUACAUUUAUGUAAGAUGGCAGGUCAAAGAUUUAAAUUGACACUCAAAGUCUGAUACGUGUAACAACUCAACUACCACUACAUUUUGAACAAACAUAGGGUUGUUAUGAUGCAACAUUUCUUCAGUUUUUAUCUAUUUAAUGGGGUUAAACUGAGAAAAAGCGUUUUAGGUUUCAGUGGACAACAAAGGUGUUUUCAGAUCAGCUCAUAAACUCAUAAACAUCGUAUCAGGGAGCUAGGUUGUCAGAGAUUUGACUUUGAGGCAUUUCAAUAUUAGAAAGAUUAGAAAUAAGGUGAACAAUUAAAAGUAUUUUAAGCUCACAGUAAGGUCAGUAAACCCUGACAGCUUUAUUCUAGUAGUCCCUACAGGGAUUAUGUGAGAAUAUUAGGCAUGAUUUGAAAUUAUAAACAAAGUCUUUUUUUGUGUGUUUUUAUGAUUCAGUUGUUUUAGACACACGCACGCACUGCUUAUAUAUUUGUCCUGAUUUAUAUAACCUCCUUUCAUUUUCUCGACAGAGAAAUAUUAUCAAUAACAACUGUCAUAUUUAAUGCUGGCUGUUAUUUUCUGUGCACACUGAAAUGUAAUAAGUCACCUAAAUAAUUAAAUCCUUUUUUGUUAAGA